GGGAUAAUUUAUUCAUAACGGGAUAGAAAAUCUUAAUUGAUAUUCGAAUUGCUUCCAUCGCUCUAGCCUGUAGUUAUUGUUCUGGUUAUCCUCCUAGCUCGCCUUACUGCGCUCCCCCUUCACUUGCACUGCAGCUCGCGCAGCAAGCCGGGUGUCGAUCUCUCCGAAAAUAUAGUUUGUUAUUAAAUUAAUUCUAGUCAUUGGCUUCGAAAUAAGAAAUUGUGGUGCUUCGAUAACUGCAGAACAACUUUUAUAAGUACACCAAACUCCGUAAACUUUUAUUACCUGAAAUUGCUGAAUCUCGAUGAAUGGAUUUCAUGGUUUGUAGGAUACCUCAACGCACACAGUUAGCUUGUUAGCUGGCUAGGUGUGCUGGCCGUGAAUGCCUCCACUUUUUGGGCUGAGGCCAGUCACGAUUCACCGAGGUCUGCGUGGGGCCUCGCUGAGGUCUCUUCAGAUUUUCGCCAGAUUUUGUUAAAAGCCAGGUAAGGUAUACCGUAUUCAACCAGCAAUAUGUCAGUCUCAAGAAAACCUGGCCAAGAAAGUAAGUGAAUGUCUUGCCGAAAACGAGCAUUCUGUUGCUUGGGCCGCAAACUUGCUCUUUAGCUAGCUAGAUAGCUAGCUAGCUAACUAAGUUCACCAACCUAGCUAACCUAUCCGCAAAGCGAUAUCACUUCUGUCUGUGCUGUUUUAUUUAGACCGCCUAGUCAUUCCUAACCAUGUUCAGAAAACUAGACAUUUGAAGGUUUGCUAGCAAAGUUGCUGUUAGCUGGCUAGCUGAAUAACCUAGCUUUGACGGACAGGUUUUAGUCUACCAGAAGUGUCACAGAGUGUUGUUAGGCGAAGAACAGUUGCUAAUGUUGCUAGCGUUAAAUGCUUUAACGUAGUUACUGUACUCUGUGACUUUGCAUUGUUAUAAGAAUUACAUUACAUUGCUAUUUUUGCCCAAUAAUGUAUUAGUGCAGUAUUCCUAAGCUGAAAUACCUGAAAGUUUCAGAGGACAACGUUAAAUGCAUCUGGCUGGGAUAAUAGUGUUCAUGUAAUUUGACGAUUAAAGCUGAUUUUUGAGAUGUCACUUUUACUAUUUGCACCACAGAAUACAGAAUGACAGAUAGCUCAGGUCUACAGUUUGUGAGUCCUUAUGCCUUUGAGGCCAUGCAGAAGGUGGACGUGGUCCGGCUGGCAGCUCUGAGUGAUCCGGAGCUGAGGUUACUGUUGCCGUGCCUGGUGAGGAUGGCACUGUGUGCCCCUGCUGACCAGAGCAAUGCGUGGGCUCAGGAUAAGAAGCUCAUCCUGCGUCUGCUGUCCGGGGUGGAGGCAGUGAACUCCAUAGUAGCACUGCUAUCUGUCGACUUUCACGCCCUGGAACAGGAUGCCAGGAAAGAGCAGCAGCUCAGGCAAAAGGCAGGCGGCUCUAAUGGUGAGAGUAUACUGGUUUCUCAGCUGCAGCAUGGUCUGACACUAGAGUUUGAACACAGUGACCCACUAAGGAGACUCAGACUGGCUCUCAGUGAGCUGCUGGCCAUCAUGAACAAGGUAGCUGACUUGAAUGGGGAGUUUUUUCUGAAGUCUUCUGAACUUUUUGAGAGUCCUGUGUACCUGGAAGAGGUAGCUGAUGUUCUCUGCAUUCUUCAAGCAGAACUGCCCUCUUUGUUGCCCAUUGUAGAUGUGGCAGAGGCCUUGCUGCAUGUGCGAAAUGGAGACUGGUUCCUUUGUCUCCUUGUUGCCAAUGUCCCAGACAGCUUCAGUGAAGUAUGUCGCAGUCUAAUAAAGAAUGGUGAGCGUCAAGACGAGGAGAGUGUGGGUGGAAGACGCAGAACUGAGGCUCUUAGACAGCUGUGUCAGAUGAACCCAUCUCAAGCUCUCAACAUCAGAGCCAUGGUGGUGGAAGAGUGUCAUCUGCCAGGAUUGGGAGUGGCUCUGACGCUAGACUAUAAGCCUGACUGCGCAGACGAGGCUGUUAGUCCUCUGGUGUCGUACGUCAGUGGUCUGCUCUUGGGCACAAAUGGGAAAGUGCGCACCUGGUUUGGCAUGUUUAUCCGCAAUGGGCAGCAGAGAAAGAGAGAGAGUAGUUCUGUUUUAUGGCAGAUGCGUAGGCAGCUGCUUUUGGAGUUGGUGGCCAUCCUACCUCGCUCACGCAGUACACAUGUACCCAAUGACACAGAGCUGCAUGCUGAGAUAGAGAGCAGUUCAGGCUAUUCAGGCCUGAGAGAAGAACAUGUGGUGAAGGCAAGCGCGCUACUCAGACUCUACUGUGCUCUCAUGGGCAUUGCUGGCCUUAGGCCCACAGAUGAGGAAGCUGAGCAGCUUCUCCAACUGAUGACCAGUCGCCCCCCUGCUACUCCUGCUGGAGUCCGCUUUGUCUCUUUGUCCUUCUGCAAAUUACUUGCCUUCCCUACUCUUGUCAGUACUCCGGAACAGGAGCAAUUGAUGGUGAUGUGGCUCAGCUGGAUGAUCAAGGAGGAAGAGUACUUUGAGAGUGCUGCUGGUGUGUCUGCAUCCUUUGGAGAAAUGCUAUUACUGGUUGCCAUGUAUUUCCAUAGCAACCAGCUCAGUGCCAUUAUUGAGCUUGUCUGCUCCACUCUCGGAAUGAAGAUUGCCAUUAAACCCAGCUCUCUGAACAAAAUGAAGACCAUCUUCACCCAUGAAAUCUUUACUGAACAGGUGGUAACUGGCCAUGCAGUGAGAGUAGCUGUCACCAACAACCUAAGUGCCAAUAUUACAGGCUUCCUCCCCAUCCAUUGCAUUUACCAGCUUCUCAAAAGCAGAGCAUUCACCAAGCACAAAGUUUCCAUUAAGGACUGGAUCUUUAGGCAGCUGUGUGAGACCACCACACCUCUUCACACUCAGCUGCUCCCCCUCAUUGAUGUUUAUAUUAAUUCCAUCCUUACCCCUGCCUCAAAGGCCAACCCUGAGGCUACUAACCAGCCAAUCACAGAGCAGGAGAUUCUCAACGUCUUUCAGGGCCGGGCAGAGGGAGAUGGUGGAAAAGGGUGUUCUCAGUAUAGCAUCACCACUCAACUGUUAAUACUUUACUAUAUCCUGUCUUAUGAGGAGGCUCUACUGGCCAACACUAAGGCACUUGCUCUCAUGCAAAAGAAGCCCAAAUCCUACUCUGCUGCUCUCAUGGACCAGAUCCCCAUCAAGUACCUCAUCCACCAGGCCCAAGGCUUACAGCAGGAACUUGGUGGGCUGCAUUCUGCUUUGCUGCGACUCUUGGCCACUAACUACCCUCACCUGUGCAUGGUGGAGGAUUGGAUCUGCGAAGAGGAAGUGACUGGCACACUGCCCCUCCUGCGCAGGAUGCUGCUCACCACCCCAGCCUUCAAGUACUCGCAAAUGCAGGUGCACAAGGCCUUUCAGAAUGUGAUACAGAGUGGGCACAGGCUAAUGAGGAUCCUGGAGCACCUGAUGCUGCUCAGUGCAGGUGAUCUGAUCCCUUACGCGGAGGCCAUCACAGGAAGCAUGGGCUUGCUGCUGGAGGAUGGUGUCUCCCGCAGAAUCCUGCAAACCGUCAACAAGCUCUGGAUGGUGCUCAAUACCGUCAUGCCUCGUAGGCUGUGGGUGAUGACAGUGAAUGCUUUGCAGCCUUCUGUUAAGCUCCUCAGGCAGCACCGCUACACACAGAAUGACUUGCUGGUAGACCCCCUCAUUGUGCUCCGCUGUGACCCCAGAGUCUUCAGGUGUCCUCCCCUGAUGGACAUCACACUUCACAUGUUGAAUGGAUACCUGUUGGCUUCUAAAGCCUACUUGAAUGCCCACCUGAAGGAGACCGCUGAGUUUGAACGGCAGACUCAGACAGUCUCAAACCUAGGGCUUACUGGUCAGCCAGACACACCAGAGGUCACCAGGGAGGAGCUGAAAAACGCUUUAUUGGCUGCACAGGACAGUGCAGCAGUGCAGAUCCUGUUGGAGGUGUGUCUGCCCUCCUUUCAGGAGGAGCAACAGCUGGGUGCAGGAGGAAAUGACAGCUUGCUAAGGAGUGUUCAGUCUGUGUCAAGCCUGUCUGUGAGGGAGCAGGGGAGAGCUGGAGCUUUGCAGGGGCCUCAGGGGUCACAGCAGGGCAAAGCAGAAUCCAUGGGGGCCCAAGGGGCACAGCAGGUAGAUGGGCUGCUCAGCGACCUUAGGGAAGUGCAGUGCCUUAUCUGCUGUCUACUGCACCAGAUGUUCAUUGCAGACCCCAACAUUGCCAAACUAGUGCACUUUCAGGGUUAUCCUCAGGCCCUUCUUCCUCUGACUGUAGCUGGCAUUCCUUCCAUGCACAUCUGCCUGGAUUUCAUUCCCGAGCUCCUCGCACAGCCUCAGCUGGAGAAACAGAUUUUUGCCAUCCAGCUGCUGUCUCACUUGUGCACACAGUAUGCUCUGCCCAAAUCUCUGAGUGUGGCACGUUUAGCUAUAAGCGUAAUGGGUACUCUACUCACAGUCCUGAUGCAUGCCAAGCGCUUUGUGUUCUUCAUGCCCACCUUGCCAUGCUUGGUGUCGUUCUGCCGGGCAUUUCCUCCACUCUACGAUGAUGUGGCCUCCUUGCUGGUGCAAGUGGGCCAGGUGUGUGCUGCUGAUGUUGCCACUAAGGCCCGAGACAUUGAUCCAUUUAUUGCCAGGCUGCAGUAUUUCAGUGAGAAAACAAAGAAAGAACUGGGAUCAGAUGUGGAAUUGUCCAAAAUGGCUCUGCCUAGGAGAUCCGCUGAGGAAUUGAGUGGGGCUGACCCUGAUGUUCAGCUGUGCUACUGUGUAGAGGCCACCUUCAUGGACAUCAUUAGGUCCAGUAUACAGGGACUCUAAUAACCUGGAGCAAAGGUUAGGAAAAGUAGUCGUCUUCCAUGUUCACUUCCACGUAAUGCUAGUCGAGUUAGACUAGCAUUAUGUGGAAGUGAAGAGUUAGAGUUGCUAAACCGAAAAUCAUAAUUCAUUAAAGAAAAUAAUAUCUAAGGCAGUAAGACAGAAAUUAUGGUAACUGGUAAAAGUUCUUUAAGUUUAGUGCUGAGUUGCCCUUUUAUAAAGGCAAGAAAAUGUUUCUUAGUACAAUAACCCAUAGAUCUGCUGCACGGUUAUAUACUGAACAAAAAAAUCAACUUCUGAUUCUAUUAUUGGCGGCUAAUAAUAGAAGAGCAGAUAAGUUUUCUCCAGAAAACUGGUUUUGGAGGUUUCCUCAAAACAGUGACAUGUAUGGGGUGGUAGUGUUUGUCACACUGUUUUUACUUACGAGCGUGUUGCUUGCAUUCAGUGGUGGCUAGUGUUAUUGGUCUGUUUUCUAGACUGCUUUAUAAAGAUUAUUCCUGUUGUCUAAAUCAUGUUAUUCUCCAAGUGUGAAAUCUGGAGUGUUGAAAUGUUCUGGUUUUGUAUUGUAUUCUGCCUUAUUUUUGAACAUUUGUAAUAAAACUUUGAACUCCAAACAUA
This is a messenger RNA of Colossoma macropomum (tambaqui), 5397 nucleotides long. It is a transcript of the gene ints2, whose product is annotated as integrator complex subunit 2. Gene Ontology annotation, cellular component: integrator complex. The coding region runs from base 1105 to 4782 and encodes 1225 amino acids. The record is from RefSeq and is a predicted model, not a curated record. The transcript is spliced from 24 exons. NCBI's taxonomy places the organism in Eukaryota, Metazoa, Chordata, Actinopteri, Characiformes, Serrasalmidae. Gene Ontology annotation, biological process: snRNA 3'-end processing.